This is a messenger RNA of Drosophila teissieri, 611 nucleotides long. It is a transcript of the gene RpL34a, whose product is annotated as 60S ribosomal protein L34. NCBI's taxonomy places the organism in Eukaryota, Metazoa, Arthropoda, Insecta, Diptera, Drosophilidae. The record is from RefSeq and is a predicted model, not a curated record. Gene Ontology annotation, cellular component: ribosome. The coding region runs from base 49 to 537 and encodes 162 amino acids. Gene Ontology annotation, molecular function: structural constituent of ribosome. The transcript has 3 exons. Gene Ontology annotation, biological process: translation.
UCUAGCUUCUCUUCUUCCUUCUUUUGAUUUCCGGAGAGAAGCUUUAAAAUGGUCCAACGCUUGACUCUGAGGCGACGUCUGUCGUACAACACCCGCUCCAACAAGAGGCGCAUUGUGCGCACUCCCGGAGGCCGUCUGGUGUACCAGUACGUGAAGAAGAACCCCACUGUGCCACGCUGUAGUCAGUGCAAGGAGAAGCUCCACGGAAUUACGCCCUCCCGCCCCAGCGAGCGUCCCAGGAUGUCCAAGCGUUUGAAGACCGUUUCCCGGACCUACGGAGGUGUCCUGUGCCACAGCUGCCUGCGUGAGAGGAUCGUUCGCGCCUUCCUCAUCGAGGAGCAGAAGAUCGUCAAGGCUCUGAAGAGCCAGCGCGAGGCUUUGGUCAAACCCGUCAAGAAGGUUGUGGAGAAGAAGCCGGUGAAGGCCGCCGCCAAGAAGCCGACGGGAAAGACAGCCGGAAAGCCAGGUGCCAAGGCCGUUGGCAAGAAGCCCGCACCCAAGGGCGCUCCUAAGGGAGUCGUUAAGUCCAAGAAGUAAACACUUAAAGGAUUUGUUUGGAGCAAUGAUAUUGGACACCUUUUUUUGUAAUAAAGAAACCACAAAAUAGAGAA